AGCCAAAAUUAUGCUAGUAGGCGGGAAAUACAAUUUGGCCUGGUUACUAAAACCAAUAUGGCGGAUGGCAAGUGGAACCUCUAUAAUGGGGACAAUUUCGAUGAUUUGGAGGACGAAGAUGAAUCCAACGAUUGGGCUGAAACGUUUAUUGGGGGAGAAAAUCAUUUGAUAAAUUAUGACAACGAUCCUUCAGAGAAAAAUACACAAACGGAGAAGAAUUUGAGGAAUGAAAAUCUCCAGCGAGGUAAAGAAGAUGUUUACGAGAACGACAACAAAGAAAAAAGCCUCUCCAGGAUGGAGCUUAAUGAUCAUAAGGCAGGCAUGGUAGGUUUAGAUAAACAAAAAAUUAACCAGAUCAUAUUUGAAGCGAGUAGAGGCUCCAAGUUCUAUGAAAAUGAAUUAAAGAAAGAAAAGCAAGUGGCUGAACGGAUCGCUAAACAGAGCACGUCCCUUGGGAAACUCACCCAGCCGCAAAGAAAAGAGGCUUUACAGGCCAUCAACCUUAUUGUGGAAGAGUUGGAGAAGAAGCGUGAUUUAAGCCGUACCUUUGUUCAUAUCGAUAUGGACGCUUUUUAUGCUGCAGUGGAAAUCUUGGACAAUCCUGAAUUGCGUGACAAACCUAUGGCUGUGGGUGGUAACUCGAUGUUGUCUACGUCAAACUAUCCAGCUAGACGUUAUGGCGUAAGGGCAGCCAUGCCAGGGUUUAUCGCCAAGAAAUUGUGUCCUGAACUUAUCAUCGUUCCACCACACUAUGAAACAUACAAGGAAUACAGCCGCCAGGUGCAAGAUAUUUUAGCGGAGUAUGACCCUAAUUUUGUGAUGGCAAGUUUAGAUGAAGCAUACUUGGAUCUCACAGAGCAUCUCAGUGAGAGACACAAAUGUCAAGAAAAGAGGAGGUUCUUGACAUCUAAAUACCAGACUAUUGGAAAGGUAAAGAACGAAGUGCAUCCAGACCCUAAACAGAUGGAGGGAGAAAUUGUUGAGUUUGGUACUGAUGCGGAAGAAGCUGUCAGGGAGCUGCGUUUUCGAAUUGAGCAGAAGACAAGACUAACAGCUAGCGCAGGAAUAGCACCAAAUGCCAUGCUAGCAAAGAUCUGCUCAGAUCGUAACAAGCCCAACGGACAGUUUUAUUUAAAACCAAGUCGUGGUGAUAUCAUGGAAUUUAUGCGCAGCCUUCCAAUCAGAAAAGUGAGUGGAAUUGGGCGAGUCAGUGAACAGAUGUUGAAAGCUCUUGGAAUUGAGACAUGCGAAGAUUUAUACACUAAACGAGACUUGCUCUAUCUUCUACAUUCACCAAUCAGCUUCAAAUUCUUGAUAGAAGUUUCUCUUGGUUUGGGACCUACCUCACUUGCGACAGAAUCGAAAAGGAAAAGUAUAGGAACAGAAGAAACCUUUUCAGAGAUUAGCAAACCCACUGAGCUACUGGAUAUGUGUGACAAGCUUUGUCAAUCAGUGGCACAAGAUAUAAAAAAGCAAAAACUUAAAGGAAAGACUGUCACGAUAAAGCUUAAAACAGUGACCUUUGAAAUAAAAUCUCGGUCUUCAUCCACUGUUUAUCCCGUUUCGACGUACGAGGAAAUUUCAUUAGUUGCAAAAGAGCUUCUGAAACAUGAAAUGAGUGCGUGUUUUCCUGAUCAUCUGAAGCUGCGCCUCAUGGGAGUCCGUUUAUCAAAUCUUGAGGAUACAAGCGCAAACUCGUCAAAAGAAGCAAAGCAGAACACAAUAACAGGUUUUUUGAAACAAAAGCAAAAUGUAAGGUCCCAGGGAAUGCCAGUUUCUUUCCCAACCGCCCAACAAUUGAACUCAGGAGAACAUUCUGGCCUUACUUCACCGAGUCAAUGCUGUCCAAAAGAAGGUGACGUCAUGACAGGAGCGUACGCUUGUCAGAUGACUGACCAGCUUGGUUCCUGCCCUAUUUCUUUCUCAUCUGAAGGUAUUGCUUUAAAUUCAAUUUCAGAGGAAUCAUCGUCACUAUCUGGUUCUGCCUCAACUUCAGGUUCCAUUUUCUUGAGUGAAUAUUCUGAUAAUACAAAUCAUUCUACUGUGUUUUGUCCUGUAUGCCAACAAGAACAAAAGUUUAAGAGUGGUGAAGACGUUAUCACUGAACUUAACAGACACAUAGACUUGUGCCUUAAUAAGGCCACUAUAAAGGAAAUAGCGUCAGAGAAAAAUCCAGGACGAUCAUUAAAAGAUGAUAACGUUGUGUGUAGUUCUAGAAGUGGCUCUGGUGUGGAUAGGGGAACCUCCAGAGGAAAAAGAAAAAGACAGCAGUCAGCAGCAACCUCCCAGAAAGCUACGUUGCUUACUUUUUGGUCAAAAUCAUGAAAAAUUCCAAAAUAUGGCUAAUUUACCAAAGAAAUAGACUUAUGAAUAACCUUUGUACUUGAUAUGCAUUUAGGUAGUUCCCCCUUUGGAUGGGAAAUAAGUUAAAAUUUAUAUUACGGCAUUUUGUGGUCACAAGUCGGUUUUUUAACAAAUAUUUAGCAUUAUAAGUAAAACGUGAAUGGCAAAUACAAGGAUAAAGUUGAUUUAGUAAGAAGGGGUUCAAUUCAGAAUAUCGAAUACCUCAGUCACCGUAAAGUCUCGAUUCUAUUGAAGAUCAUGUGGCGCUGAACAAAAUUUCAAAUCUCUCGGACGAUUAAAUUAAAGCCCAAUUUUAGUUGCGUGCGCAAAAUAGGAAUUGAGUUCGGCGCCGAUCGAUUCGAAGCUUUAACAUCCCCCUUUCCGGGCAAUCUACAGGCAUUUUACCGUUGUCUGUACCUGGGGUGUUGGGAAUUUUAACCUUGCCUGGCUAGGGUGGGAGUGAUUAGCUCAAAAGAAGAGGUCUUCAUGGUCUAGGUUCUUAGGAAAGGGGAACAAUUUCAACAAACCAAUUUUCAAAAGUUCAAAUAUCCGGGGGGUUGUCCAAGGGGAUGCAGAGGCUGAGAAUUAACCGACUCAUAUCUGAUAUCCGGUGAGAAAAAAUGAAUAUCAGCCAAUUCGCCGAUCCUUUGGAGUCAGUUGUCAAGAUUGGACGCGUAUGAACUGUGUCAUUGCUGCACUUAACAAGUACUUAGAAGAGUAACCCUAGGUGUGAAAGUGUAGAUUGUGUCGAACAGAUAAAGGAUGUGAUAGGCAACUGAGUUGCCACAUAUUA
Messenger RNA from Pocillopora damicornis (cauliflower coral), 3136 nucleotides. Its product is annotated as DNA polymerase kappa. The record is from RefSeq and is a predicted model, not a curated record. Lineage: Eukaryota; Metazoa; Cnidaria; Anthozoa; Scleractinia; Pocilloporidae. Gene Ontology annotation, biological process: error-prone translesion synthesis. Gene Ontology annotation, cellular component: nucleus. Gene Ontology annotation, molecular function: DNA-directed DNA polymerase activity; damaged DNA binding.